Molecule: messenger RNA, 7579 nt
Organism: Anopheles moucheti
Lineage: Eukaryota; Metazoa; Arthropoda; Insecta; Diptera; Culicidae
Gene: emb
Product: exportin-1
Exons: 10
Coding region: 1507-4668 (1053 amino acids)
Biological process (GO): protein export from nucleus; ribosomal large subunit export from nucleus; ribosomal small subunit export from nucleus
Cellular component (GO): cytoplasm; nucleus
Molecular function (GO): nuclear export signal receptor activity; small GTPase binding
Source: RefSeq, a predicted model, not a curated record
AGAAAGUGCGCUGCUUGUGUGACUGCGAACUGGGUGCUGCGAUGUGUGAGUGAAUGCGUUCUUGUUGACUUUGUCACGGAAUUGGAAAACGAUUGCUGAAUGUGGAUGCAUUAUUGAGUUAACCGAGAGAACAACAAGCCAACCGAGCGAAAGGAAAAGCUCCAAACCGACACCGUUAAGAUAUACUGAAGAUACUAGUUUACCGGACUGUCGCGACAAGAGCUGUGUGCGUCAUCAGCAUCCUGGAGUGGGAGGGGAAACACCAUCAUCCCUAUUAACCUGACAAACGAAGUGUGGUUGCACCUUCCAUACCAAGUGAACCGGUGUUGCCUCUGUUCCCUUGCCACAAAGGUGUGCGUUUGCAAAUUAAUCAAAAUUCUUCGUGCCCUCCAAAACCCAUACUUAUUGCGCCUCCCAAUAUCCUUUGAUUUUUUUCCUUUUGGAGGCUGUUGCAUCUCGGCAACUGCGUGAACGAGUGAGUUGAGUGUGCGCACAUCUGCAGCACCCGUAGAUGCAUAUGUAUAAGUGCGCGCGUGUGAGAUAGUAUGCAAGUUGCUGUGUAGUUAUUCGUAUAUGGUAUGUUUGAGCGAGAUUGUGCGAAUGUUUGCUGAAAGCCGGCGCGAACGAGGAAGGAAGAUUUUAAAAGAUACCGCGAAUCUCAGCAGUCGUCGUCAGGACGUCGUUCUUUCCAACUGAGCACGUGAAUGUAUGUGUGUAUGUUAUAGACAAUCCACCACUACUACGAUCUACGGAUACGAUGUACAUCGAUAUUGAGUAGUACAUUACUCCGGUUCGAGAGUAUCCGGCGAUCUUCAAACGAGAGAACAAGACUGACGAUAAAAGCAGCUUCUAUCGUUUAUUCGAUAGAGAUUCCCCAAUUCCGUGCAUCCUUUCAACCAACCUACUACUACCACCGCCGCCACCAUCUCGUCCGCCAUCGGAUCCAUAGAUUGAUCGUCUCCUGCCGGGGGUUGUUGAAUGCGGAAGGAUGAAUGCGUAACCAAGGACGACAGCAAGCAAAUCAACAAUCGCGACUGGUGUGAGAAUGUGUGAGUGCGAAAGAGAGCAUCGGGUUGAUGAAAAGGCUGAGGUAGAACGGAAUGUUUGUGUGAGGGACCAGCCUAACUGCAAAGCGUUUGUGUAAGGAAAUACAGUGCAAGCGAGUAUAUUAAGUGCAUAUCGUAAAGAAAGCUGCAGCAACUUCCUGUUCGCGGGACUAUCCUGUUUUAAAGACAGAACGUAAAGCCAUCAAGUAAUACCACCCUAACCUUUUAGUUGAUAAAGCCACCAAGUGGUGUUGUAAGUGUGCAACAAAUUUUUGGGCAUAGAAGUGAAAGCGAGUUUGAUGUUUGUGGCUGUGCGUGGACGGAGUGUUUAAAGAGCGGACCAUUGAGUAGUGGAGGAAAUUGUAUCGGCGGAACUAGCAGAUUCAGGAGGUGUCGCUGGGAAUAGAUUAUUGAAUCAACGCGGCAAUACCAGCAAGAAAUCGACGGUAAAGCGAUAACGAUGGCUCUUCCGAUGAUACGCAUAGAGGAGGCGAACCAGUUAUUGGACUUUUCGAAAAAAUUAGACAUUGACCUGCUGGACAACAUCGUCUCAUGCCUGUACAACAGCACCGGCGAGCAGCUGCGGCUUGCUCAAACCGUUUUGACAACAUUGAAGGAACACCCGGAUGCGUGGACACGUGUCGACAGCAUAUUGGAGUUUUCACAAAACCAGCAAACGAAGUUCUACGCGCUGCAGAUUUUGGAGGAAGUGAUCAAGACGCGUUGGAAAAUUUUGCCCCGUAACCAGUGCGAAGGCAUCAAGAAGUAUGUGGUGGGUCUAAUCAUCAAAACGUCACAGGAUCCCGCAAUGAUGGAAGCGAACAAGGUGUACCUAAACAAGUUGAACAUCAUUCUGGUGCAGAUACUGAAGCGCGAGUGGCCAAACAAUUGGGAAACUUUCAUUAGUGACAUCGUUGGCGCUUCGAAAACGAACGAAACGUUGUGCCAGAACAAUAUGAUCAUCUUGAAGUUGUUGAGCGAAGAGGUGUUCGACUUCUGUUCCGGCCAGAUUACGCAAACCAAGGCAAAGCAUCUGAAGGACACGAUGUGUUCGGAGUUUGCACAAGUCUUUACUCUGUGCCAGUUCGUGCUGGAGAACUCGCUAAAUGCACCGCUCAUCUCGGCGACGCUGCAGACGUUGCUAAAGUUUCUCAACUGGAUUCCGCUAGGAUACAUCUUCGAGACGAAGCUCAUCGAUAUGUUGGUGUGUCGCUUCCUGACGAUACCGAUGUUCCGCAACAUCACGAUCAUGUGCCUGUCGGAGAUCGCGGGCUUACAGCUGGCGAGCUACGAUCACGUGUUCAUUGCCUUAUUCAAGCAGACCAUGGAACAGUUUGACACGAUGAUUCCACCAAACACGAACAUGAACCAGAUAUAUAUGAACGGGUCGGACGAUGAGCAGUGCUUCGUGCAGAACCUGGCCAUGUUUCUGUGCACAUUCCUACGAGUACACGCGACGCUGGUCGAGAAGCGCGACACGAUGGAAGUGGUCCUGAAGGCGUUAGAUUAUCUGGUGAUGAUCUCCGAGGUUGAAGAUGUGGAAAUUUUCAAAAUAUGCCUGGAGUAUUGGAACAGUUUAACCGGUGAAUUGUACAAGGAGGCACACACCUCUAGCCAGCGGCGUACUUUUUACCAUAAGAUCUUGUCGAAGGUGCGCUACAUCAUGAUUUCGCGCAUGGCCAAACCGGAGGAAGUGUUGGUGGUGGAAAACGAGAAUGGUGAAGUCGUGCGUGAGUUCAUGAAGGACACAAAUAGUAUUAAUCUGUACAAGAAUAUGCGCGAAACACUGGUCUACCUGACGCAUCUCGACUAUGCUGAUACGGAGCGCAUCAUGACGGACAAGCUGAACAACCAGGUGAAUGGUAGCGAGUUCUCGUGGAAGAACCUAAAUACGCUCUGCUGGGCGAUAGGUUCCAUUUCGGGAGCAUUCUUCGAGGACGACGAGAAGCGUUUCCUGGUCACUGUCAUCAAGGAGCUGCUAGGGCUUUGUGAGCACAAGAAAGGUAAAGAUAACAAGGCUAUCAUUGCGUCUAACAUCAUGUACGUAGUCGGACAGUAUCCACGCUUUUUGCGGGCUCACUGGAAGUUCCUCAAGACGGUCGUGAACAAACUGUUUGAGUUCAUGCACGAAACGCACGAUGGUGUACAGGAUAUGGCCUGUGAUACUUUUAUCAAGAUAGCGCUCAAAUGCCGCCGGCACUUUGUGCAGCUACAACCAAACGAAUCCUGUACCUUUAUCGAAGAAAUACUGGCCACGAUGAGCAGCAUUAUCUGCGAUCUUCAACCACAGCAGGUUCAUACGUUUUAUGAAGCGGUCGGUUACAUGAUCUCUGCUCAGGCGGACCAGGUGCAGCAGGAUAUUCUGAUCGAAAAGUAUAUGAUGCUGCCGAAUCAGGUUUGGGACGAUAUCAUUUCACAAGCGACCAAGAACGUUGACAUCCUAAAAGAUAUGGGCGCUGUGAAACAGCUUGGCAGCAUACUUAAAACGAACGUGCGCGCAUGUAAAGCUCUGGGCCACUCGUACGUGUCGCAGCUUGGGCGCAUCUAUCUCGACAUGUUGAACGUGUACAAGAUCAUGUCGGAGAACAUUACACAGGCAAUAUCGCUGAACGGAUUGUCGAUAAACAAUCAGCCACUGAUCAAGGCGAUGCAUGUCGUUAAGAAGGAAACGCUCACGCUCAUCUCCGAGUGGGUAUGGAAGUCGAACGAUGCAAAAAUGGUAAUGGAAAACUUCAUUCCACCCCUGUUGGAGGCAGUACUGUUCGACUAUCAGCGUACUAAGGUUCCAAAUGCGCGAGAACCACUAGUUCUAAGCACAAUGGCAUCGAUUGUAAAUCGGCUACAGGCUGUCAUCACGCCGGAGAUACCAAAAAUCUUUGACGCUCUGUUUGAUUGCACGCUUGAUAUGAUCAACAAAAAUUUCGAAGACUACCCCCAGCAUCGUACGAAUUUCUACGAACUGCUCCAAGCGGUUAACAUGUACUGCUUCAAAGCGUUCCUCAGCAUUCCGCCCGAACAGUUUAAACUUGUGUUCGAUUCAAUCGUAUGGGCGUUCAAGCACACAAUGCGAAAUGUGGCCGAUACCGGGUUAAACAUACUGAUGCAGAUGCUUCAAAAUCUCGAACAGCACCCGCAAGCAGCGCAAAGCUUCUAUCAGACGUAUUACACAGACAUACUAAUGCAGAUCUUCUCAGUCGUAACUGACACGUCACAUACGGCAAGUUUGCAGAAUCAUGCAACAAUUCUGGCGUACAUGUUCUCGCUGGUGGAGGCGGGACGCAUCACGGUGAAGUUGGGCCCUUCGGACGACAACGUACUGAACAUUCAGGAGUAUGUGGCGAUGCUGCUCAAGUCCGCCUUUAGCCACUUGACUGGCAAUCAGAUCAAGAUUUUCGUUACUGGCCUGUUCAAUCUAGACCAGGAUGUGCACGCAUUUAAGGAGCAUUUACGGGAUUUCCUAAUUCAAAUUAAGGAGGUGACCGGGGAAGACGAUUCGGACUUGUACCUGGAAGAGCGGGAGAAUGAGCUAAAAAAGAUACAGGAAGAAAAGCGACGUAUGCUGAUGACGGUUCCAGGUAUGAUGAAUCCACAUGAAAUGCCGGAGGAUAUGCAGGACGAGUAGGUGGUUUUUUAACGUUUGGAUCGGGGGAGGUACCAUUUACCACCAACUUUUCUUAUAUACCCCCCCAUCCUUAGUCCAUCAGCAGAGAUCGUGUGCGUUACUUCAUUAUGUCUCAAAGGGAAUCAUGUGAACAGCAGUACUGUGUUGCAUUAAACGAAAAGCCGCCGUAGGUUUAACCUUUCCUCUAGAGGAAUUUCGGAACACGUACAUAUGCGAAAAGUGUGAGAUUGCGUGUUUGUGUGUGUGAAUGUGCGAUCAUGCGCGAUCAUAACCAUCAGCGAAGCAAGACAGCAGUGACAAAGUAGGUGUUCGGUUAAUGAGAAAACCAUAAUCUCUACGAACCUAUCAGCACGAUGUCAUCAUACUACUACUGCGAUCGAACAGAGCAAACACACAACACAUUACGAGAUAGAGAGACAGCGAGAGAGAGAGAGAGAGAGAGAGAGAGAGAGAGAGAGAAAGAGAGAGAGAGAGAGAGAGAGAGAGAGAAAGAGCAUGUAUGUGUGAGCGUAAUAUUUAAGAUUUUUUUUGUUAAUUUUUCUGUGCAUUCUAUUGAAAGUAAAUUGGGGAUUUUGUGUCCAUUGCACACACCAGCAACCAUCCACCGCACGGUUCUUAUUUGAGAACAGGCGCAUUUGUGCAUGUUCGUAAGCGCGGAUGCAUGAGUAAUAUUAGGGAGCGCGUUGUAGCACACGCAUGUGUAGAAAAUGCAUGUUCUGUUGGCGCAUUUGUAUCAAAGCACAUUUUGACGCUAAAGCAGUGAUGUUUUCCAGUGACUACUACUACUUUCUACCUAGCAACUCUAUACAUCUGGGCGGCAACCAAUGUUGAGUUCUUCGGAGUAAACAAUAAUUCUAUAAACUCUUGGAGAUACUAGAGUGCGAGGAUAAACAUGAAUUGAAUGAGUUUUUUCUGUUUUUUUUCUUUAUUUCUUUUUUCAUAUUCUUUUUGUAAUAGUCGCGGCAUUAGUUGCGUUUGUUUUGUAAAAAUAUAUUCCUAAUAAUUAGUUUAAGAUUUUUUUGUUUCUUUUUUAUCUCUCGCUUGCAUUCACUAUCAAUUAGUCUGUAUUGUUGAGCUUUUUUUUGUUCAAUUGCCAAGGGAGUGUCCCUACGCGUGAAAACAUACCGUGAGGACAAUAAGGAACUAUCCAUCAGGUUGAACUUUUUAUGUUUGAAAUGAAUUCGCAUUACUAUUUCGCUCCAAGUCCAUUUGCUAUGGAAAGUAUGUGAAAACAAGUAAACAAUUUGGGGCACGGUUUGAUAAAAACUGUACUCUCUGUAAGCGAUCGUUGCAAUUCGAUAUUCUGUAGAAAACCAAUUGAACUUUAAUGCCCUUUUAACAUCCCCCGUGAGCAUGUGCCCUGGAGCCACAACUGGCAUAAACCCAAAUGGUGGGAUCGUAUUAGAAAUAAAAGUGAUAGAAAUGAUCACUCUACGCUUUGUGAUCCUCCUUUGGUGGAUUCUAUAUCGAAAAUCAUUUGUUUAUGUGUCACGUUUCUAGCAACUAUAACAACUUUGAGCGUAUCCUCAAACGCGUGAGCAUAUUGGAAGCGUCGUAAGGCACCGGAAAACAACCUCACAUGGGAACUACAAAUUAUGUUUUUCAUUAAACGCACUCUAAUUCAUAAAUGUUUUUGAAAACUUGCAGAAAUAUUAAUUUUAGUGCAUUAUUUUUGGGCAUAGGAUUUGUCAUACCUGGAAAGAUCGCAAUUGAGGAUCGAUUAGGUAUAGUAAAGUGCGUAAUAAUAUUCAUGUCCGAGCAGCUAUACAAAGCACCCCAGUAUGAUGUAGAUUGUCUAUUUUGUUUAUCUUCUUCGUGCACCGCGCGCGGCAAACAGCAAGCGUGGAAGAUACAUUGCAAACACACACGACGGGGUCUUGAUUGCAUUUCAGAAUUAGGUUACAUUAUAACCGCUAAUUAUUAAUGAACAAAGCUUAACAGUUUUGAAUUCCAGUUGAACGCAACAGUGUAGGUUUCUGAUCGUUCAUCAAAAAGCAAAAAGUGAAAAACAUAUAAACACUGGAAGCAUCGCAAACGAAUGUCCUUUUUCUCGUAAACUUUUCGAUCGCAGUAACAAAGGUGGGACAAUUUCGUUAGGCUUUUACACAAUGUCUAAAGGGCAAAUCGAUGUGGCCCGGUGGUUGUUAAGAUACAGGAAAAGGGGCGGUGAAGCAGACACAGCCACAGACGGUACUUUAGUAGUAGAAGAACACAUCUCCCUUUCGUGGUAGACUGUAAGUUGUUUAGUGUGUAGGACCAUCGCGUUUUGUACGCACGUACAUACGGAAAAUGGCAAAAAAUUACAAGUUUCGUUGCGUGUACGCGGCGCCUAAAAGCGAUGAGAUAUAGUAUGUGUGCGAGUGUGUGUGUGUGUGUGUGCAUGUUGUUUCUCACUAGAGAGAUGGAUAGUUUUUUGUUUAUUUGUUUCGUUUUAGUAACUAUUAAGCGGAGUUGCGCGUGAAUGUGUUUUUUUGCCUCAACCAUUUCUCCAAUAGUGAAAGAAGUAGGGGCGGUCGGUCGGUUGGUGGUGCACGCAAAACACAAGUAAGCAAGAAAUUAAGAACGAAACGAGAACAGAAUGCAAAAAAAGGAGAGAGAGAAAAAGAGAGAGAGAGAGAGAGAGAGAGAGAGAGAGAGAGAAACGAUGCAGUUCCGUUGUGCAUAUGGUGGGGUUAGUAGGGAAUGCAGCCUAGAAACAGAACACAAAAUAAUGCAUGAGCGAACAUGGGAGUGUGGGUGUGUAUGUGAGCUUGCGCUCGCGCGCGCGCGCCUGUAUGUGUGUGCAUGUGAAAGAGAGAAAACGGCAGGUAGUAGUGGAAAAACAAAAGAAAAUGUAACAAAAACAAAGAACAAAAAUAGAGCAACAAAGCAGCAAAAUAAAACAACAACAAAAUACGACGAAACACGAAUC